UCCCGGGAAGGCCCACGGGGCGGGGGCUGCGGCGCCGCCUCCUCCCGCCGCCGCUCCCGGCAGCGCUGCAGCGGCGGCCGCGGGCUGGGCGGGCCCGCAGGUGGACUUGCACGCGGGGGCGUCCCGCCCGGAGCGCCGGCCUCUCCCGCCGCAGCCGCGCCGCGCCCCGCAGGGCGAUGGACGCCGCCGCCGGAGGGUAUGCCACCAAAGUUACCACUGGUCAUGAGCUAUGGGAAAUUGGUGAAAACCCUCCAGGCUGUACAGAAAGAAGAUGGUAUGAUCACUGGGGAGGGAGAAAACCAAAAGCCAAGGCACCACUUCCUCCAGCUGAGACCAAAAACCUUGAUGGUUCUCCAGUUGAUGAUUCUGUAGAAUCCUCUGCUUUCAUCAUGGAACAGAAAGAAAGCAUGAUAGACAGAGACAUUGAACUCUCAGUGGUUCUUCCGGGGGACGUUAUCAAAUCUACUACUAUUCAUGGCAGUAAACCUACGAUGGACUUGUUGGUAUUCCUCUGUGCCCAGUAUCACUUAAACCCAUCAAGUUACACAAUUGAUCUUCUGUCAGCUGAAAAGAACCCCAUUAAAUUUAAGCCAAACACACCAAUAGGAAUGUUGGAGGUGGAUAAAGUAAUUUUAAAGCCAAAAACUUUGGAUAAGAAAAAACCCACUCCUGUAAUACCGGAGAAAACUGUCAGAGUAGUGAUCAAUUUUAAGAAAACACAGAAGACAAUAGUGAGAGUCAGCCCUCAGGCAUCGCUCCGAGAACUUGCCCCCAUUAUAUGCAGCAAAUGUGAGUUUGAUCCAUCACAUACACUGUUGUUGAAGGAUUAUCAAUCUCAGGAGCCCCUUGAUAUGACGAAAUCUCUUAAUGACUUGGGACUAAGAGAAUUAUAUGCCGUGGAUGUCAGCAGAGCCACCUCUGUUACUGCCUUCAGUAAAUCAUCUUUGCAAGACCUUGAUCAGAUUUGGAUGAAAUAUUUUUGGCAAGAGUACUUCAAUACCACAAUAGGUGGUACUACUGCAAGUGCCCCUGCAACCCCACUCGUAAGUAAGCAUCGCCCAACCUUUACGAGGUCCAAUACCAUUUCCAAACCGUAUAUUUCAAACACCCUGCCAUCAGAUGCACCCAAGAAGAGGAGAGCUCCACUGCCUCCAAUGCCAGGGUCUCAGAGUGUCCCCCAGGACCUUGCUCACGUCCAGGAGAGGCCAGCUUCCUGUGUGGUGAAAUCCACAAGCAUGGAUGAAGCAGAUAAGAGUCCCUGUGAAACCGGCAUAGUGAGGACCGGCUCCCUGCAGCUCAGGACCUCAUCUGUGGGGAAUUCAUCUUUGAAAAGGACAAAGCGGAAAGCACCUUCCCCACCGUCCAGAAAACCCCUGCAUCAGAGUGAUGACCAUAGCCAUAGCCAUGGGACCGCCCUGCAGUCCGUACAUGCAGUUCCUACAGACAGUGUUUCAGAAGCGAACUCUCCUGAGGUCCCACCCAGCCCAGAAGCCUCCCUUGGCCCUGGGCUCUCCAGUCAUGAGCAGUGCACUGUGUCCAAAUCGCCCGACGAAGCGUCUCUCUCAGAGUGCCCUGGAACGCCCGCGGCAGCUGUAGCAUCUCUGACAUCUGAAAUCAGCUCUGAUUACAGCCUUGAAGAGAUAGAUGAAAAAGAAGAACUAAGUGAAGUGUCUAAAGAUGAGGCUGAAAAUACUGCUCUGAAAUUACAAGAUAUUCCUUUUGCACCUAUUGAUGUAAUAAGUACACUGGAAAAUGAUCCUGAGGCAGCCGUUGGCAGUGAGGCUGUAGAGUCCUUACCAAACUCCAGAGAAGAAAAACAAAAAACUAAAAACACAGAUGGAAAAGAACCACACAUUGCGGUAUAUAAUGUGAGCAAUGGAGAAAGGGUAACUGAUAGUGUAAGAAACUUGAAGUCAUUUGGCCCAAACCAAGAGAGUGAUCAAAAUGAAAUAAUUGUCACUCCAGUGAAUACAGAAGAUAAAAUGAAAAAUGGAGUGAGGAAAACAGAAGUCAAUGUAGGAGGUGUUGCCAGAAAUAAGAAUGUGGACACAGAAGUUGACAGACUCUCAAACUAUCAAGCGCAUAAAACUGAUACUGCUAAAAGUUACAAGGAAAAUCAUCGAGCUGCUUCAUCAGUACAAGAUCAAAAACUGAAUCAGCCCAGUGCAGAAAAGGCAAAAAUGCUAGAUGCAGCAAUUCAGACAACCCCCUUCUGUAACAGUUUUUAUGGGAACCUCCAAGGUCAUAAUUUGUCUGAUGUCAAAGUUGAUGAAAGUGUGCAAACUUCAACUCACAACAAAUCAAAUCAGCACUCAUCUUUAAGUCCCCAGGAUUCUGUGGGCACCUCAAGAGAAUUCAGGAGCCAGGGCCCCCUAACUGUUCACUCAGAAGAUCUCUUUACCAUAAAAGAUACAGUUUGUGUUCAUGGUAAUGAUGACCCUUUGCCUCUUGUAAGUGAGACUGAUAAAAACUCAACUGCCUCUUAUAUGAAGAAUUACCCUCUUUACAGACAAGAUUACAGUCCCAAGCCCAAACCUUCCAAUGAAAUUACAAGAGAGUACAUUCCUAAAAUUGGGAUGACUACUUAUAAAAUAGUGCCUCCGAAAUCCCUAGAAAUAUUGAAAAAUUGGGAAUCAGAAGCCAUAGGGUAUGAAGAUGAUCAGGCGAUACAUACUUUAGGAAAAAAGCGCACUCACGAGAAUGUGAAAGAAACUGCAAUACAAACAGAGCAUCUUGUUAUUUCUGAGAGCCCGAAGGAGCCACAGGCAGACCUUAAAGUGAAGAUCACCCCCAAAAUAGAGCAUCAGGAGCCCAGUGUGGACGGCUCACCUCACACUGCCCCCGGGAAUCCUCUGAAACCUGCUCCCAGAUUGACAAGAGACACUGGCACAGCUCCUUUUGUGCCGAAUCUGGAAGAUAUAAAUAAUAUUUUGGAGUCAAAACUUAAAUCUUGGGUUUCAAAUCCCCAGAACAAACCUAGUUCUUUUUUCUUGCAGAUGCAAAGGAGGGCUUCAGGUCAGUAUGUGACGUCUGCAGCCGCCAAGAGCGUCCACACUGCCUUUGAUCCUCCCCCAAAGGAACCAGUAAAGAAAGAGGCAGAAAAGGAUAUGGUGCCUCCUCCAGAGCAAACUCCUUCUCCCCAAAGUAGAACAGCUCACCCUGCUCCCCAGCCCCACGUUAAAAACGCUGAUGCUGACAGCGGUCAGAAGCCUCCUGAAACCUCUCCUCCUCCUGUAGCUCCGAAACCGGCUGCUCCUGCCAGUCAGUUAGCAGCACUCAAUCUGAAGACUCUGAAAACUUUUGGUGCCCCGAGACCGUACUCGAGCUCGGCUCCUUCGCCAUUUGCCCUGGCCGUCGGCAAGCGGUCACAGUCUUUCAGCAAAGUGCGUGCCCAGCCAUGCAGUGAGGGCGCCGCCGCCCAACCUCCCGUGGACACAGACGGAGGGGAGACUCCUGGAAAUAGACGUGUGGACAUCCCACAGCCAGGUGCAAGGGAUAAGGAAAAUAACUCUGCACAUAAUGACCAGAAUUCCCAAAUACCACCUCCGACUCACUGCCCAUCAUUCAUCCUUAAGAGACAGUGUUCUUUGACAUUCCAAAGCUCUGACCCAGAACAGAUCCGACAGAGUUUGCUGACUACAAUCCGUUCUGGAGAGGCUGCUGCCAAAUUGAAAAGGGUUACUGUUCCAUCAAAUACAAUAUCUGUGAACGGAAGGUCAAGACCCAGCCAUUCCAUGUCCCCUGAUACCCAAGGCCACUAAAUGUCACUCUGCGUUACUGUUACUUCACCACCUCCACUUCACAGAACAGCUUCAUACCGAUGUAGAAUGUGGGCAAAUGUAUAUUCAGAUGUGCACUAAUAUAUUAUCUACUGAAGUGUAAGAAUUUGUGCUUUGGCUUCUAAUGCCAAAAGAAGAAUUACAGAGUUUAUAAUUUAUAAUAAUAUUUUUGGCCCUUUUUGCCUUAAGAGCUGAAUAUGCUGCUUUAGAACUUUAAGACAAGGUGUUAAUGAUUUUCUUUUUUUUUCAAAUGAGAAAUAGUCACAUCUUAUUGAUUUCAUUUAUUAUUGAGAUAUUCUCUAAAUGAUGAGAAAUAAAAGGAUAAAUUAAGAUGCAUAGACCUAAUUAGUGUGACACAUACAUAGCUAGGCAAACACAGAUCUGACAUGUGUUGCCUCAAUGUUACAGUUUAAUUAGAAAUGUUUAUCAGUUAUUUUAAAGCCUGUUUUAUGCUGGAAGUAUGAUCUAGAAAACUAACAUCAGGUGAGUAUAUGCAGUCCAACAGUUAAUUUCAAUGGUGAAUCACUUAGUGUAGAAGUCUUAUCUUGCACAUUCUUUAUGUAAUUACAAAAUCAGUGUCAAAUUUAUGGAAAGCUCAUAGGAUUGUAAUAUUUUGUUAACAUUAAACACUUAAGUUUUUUAAUCUUUAGAACUUAAAUUGAUCACAGAGAAUCUUAACUAUUUUCUGUAUAUAAUUAUGACGUUGUCAUAUAGGUAUUAUACAUUUUAUAUGCCAGAAGCCUUAAAAAUCUUCCUGUGAAAAAGUUGAUGUAUUGUUACAGUCAUUUCAUAUUCAGUAUGUAAAGAGGAAAAGAGGUUAGUUUUAUGUCCAUAUUAGAAAACUUCAAAGACUACUUAGAGGUUCUAGAAAUCCUGGUUUUAAGUGAAGUAAAAUGAGAAAAUAAUGUCAUUAUGUAGUUCAGAUGCUAAUAUUCUAAAAAGUAAUAUAUGUUUGCAUUAAAGCUAAAAGUGUUAAGCAAAACAAUGCCUAUUUUGUUGGCUUAUAACUCUUCUGGGGUCUAGAGUUUGUUGAUGUGCUCUUCCUGCUUUAAGAAUUUAAUUGUUUACUUAAUGCUAAAAGCUUUGUCAAAUAAGCUGAUGUUAAGUUGGUUUUCACCGAAAGCUACUGAGAUAUCUGCCUCUUUGGAAAAAUGUGUUGAUUUUUUUUCUGUUUAAUAAAAACAAGUUACAUAUU
Manis javanica (Malayan pangolin) is the source of this 4974-nucleotide messenger RNA. The record is from RefSeq and is a predicted model, not a curated record. NCBI's taxonomy places the organism in Eukaryota, Metazoa, Chordata, Mammalia, Pholidota, Manidae.